Molecule: messenger RNA, 856 nt
Organism: Stegodyphus dumicola
Lineage: Eukaryota; Metazoa; Arthropoda; Arachnida; Araneae; Eresidae
Source: RefSeq, a predicted model, not a curated record
AAUUGUUUCCCGGAUCUGAGGGAAAUGGGCAGGGAAAACAACUCUGAACUGCCAAAAAGAAAAAUUUAGUGUACCUCUGUUCAUGUUUACAUUCGCUGUGUUUCACUAAGCAGGAUACGAGAACUUAGUAAUUUUAAUUCAUCCUAAACUUUAUCGACUUUUAAGAUAUUUAACGAGAAAUCUCAAGACAUUCUGACGAUGAACAGCUCAAGACACCUUUCGACAUUGCUACAGGCUGUAUUAUUUUCUGCAAUCCUCUGCAGAGGUGAAAAUCCAAAAUUCAAAUUGCUGACAGACGCCAUGAACUGCUCUUUAACACAUAGAAUGAAGGAAAAUGGUAGAAAUGGAAUUUUGUCUAUGCUGGGAGGUUCAGAAAUCGCGAAGUGCUCUAUUGAAGUGGAUGUUAGAAAUGGAUUCUUGUCUAAGCUGGGAUACGCAAACAUCGCGGUGUACUACAUUGGAGUCAAUAGUCCAGUGGAUGGUAAAAAUUCGAACGCUGAAUACGUCGGAUACUUCAGAAUCACUGACAUUUCUGUAAUGUACAUCAAUGGAAUGAAUGAGACAGAUUCUAGUAUUUUUGAUGUUCAAAUCACUGUAACAAGAAACAGCUUAACAAGAAGGAUACUCGUUUUCGUUUUAGUUGCAGUACUUCCAAUAUUUUUGAAUGUCAUUCUUUUCAUAUUCGUUAAAUGUAUAAAACAAGUAGUUUGCAAGCAAACUGUAAGCAAACUGAAAGUUGCAACUUGCAGUUCGCAAACAAGGCUUGUGUAAUACUUGAAAUUUUACGUACAUGGAAAUACCGAUAAAUGUUUGUACUAUGAUAAUCAAAGAAUAAAGACUUAUUCUUUUCUUAUCA